AUGGCGGGGCUGGGGCCUGGGCCCAUGCACAGGCCGCCUAGCCUGCCCGGCCUGCCCGGCCCGCCCGGGAGCGGGCAGGCAAUGCCGCAGCAGCUGCGGCCGCCCAUGCCGCUCGGGGGCAGCGCCGGGGCGACCCCGAACGUCUGGACGGAGCACACCGCGCCUGACGGGCGCAAGUACUACCACAACAAGGCGCUCAACAAGUCCAGCUGGGAGAAGCCCGCUGAGCUCCUGUCACCCAAGGAGCAGAAGGAAACCUCAGGAUCUGAGUGGAAGGAAUUCACGGCCCCAGACGGCCGCAAAUACUACUACAACAAGGUGACUAAGGAGUCAAAGUGGACCGUGCCGGACGAGCUGAAGCAGGCAAGGGAAGCCGCUGCCGCCAAAGCCAGCCCCAACCCUGCUGCAGGCUCAGUGCAGGUGGUGAAGCUGGAUGCUGGAAGCAGUCCGGCCUCGGUGCCCAACGGCGCGUCGCAGGCGUCCCCGCUGCCGACGCCCUCGGCCACUGUCAAGGAUGAUGCGGACGCCAAACCCGCAGCCAGUGCCGCAGCAGCCGCUGAUGUUAAAUUCAUGUACUCCUCCAAGGAGGAGGCCAAGGAUGCAUUCAAGGAGCUGCUGGCGUCGGCACAGGUGGCGUCUGACUGGUCCUGGGAGCAGACCAUGCGCAGCAUUAUCAGCGACCCCAGGUACUCAGCGCUGAAGUCGCUGGGUGAGAAGAAGGCGUGCUUCAACGAGUACCAGCAGGCGCGCAAGAACGAGGAGGUGUUUGAGAAGCGGCAGCGGCUGAAGCGCGGGCGAGAGGAAUUCACCGCCAUGCUGGAAUCGACGACGGAUCUGCGCGCCAGCACCCGCUACUCCGCGGCCGCUGCCCUGCUCGAGGAUGAUCCUCGCUGGAAGGCCGUGCAAAGGGAGGAGCGGGAGCUUCUGUACGCCGACUUCAUAAAGGAGAAGGACAAGAAGGAGAGGGAAGCCAAGAAGGCCGAGCGCAGGCGCAGGACGGCCGCCUUCAGGGUGCUUCUGGAAAAGACCACCGGCAUCAAGGUGGACACGCCCUGGCGCAAGGCAAUGGUGAAGUUGGAGGGGGAGAACGAGUACGAGGCCCUGGACAAGCUGGACCGCCUGGAGGUCUUCCAGGACUACAUCCUGCACCUGGAGAGGAAGGAGAAGGAGGCCAAGGAGAAGGAGAAGGAGGAGCGGCGGCGGAGGGAACGCAAGAAUCGCGACGCCUUCAAAGACCUGCUCCAGCGGCACCUCAGCGAGGGUGUCCUCGUUGCCCACAUGCGCUGGAAGGAUUACCAGCCGCUGGUGAAGAAGGAGGAAUCGUGGAUAGCCGUGGAGAAGAACCUGACGGGGUCCUCGGCCAAGGAGUUGUUUGAGGACGCGCUGGAGGUGGCAGAUGCGCAGUUUGACAAGGACAAGGCCUUGUUGAAGGAGGUCACCAAGGAGAUUCCCGUGCAGCCUGACUCCACCUUUGACCACUUCAACGCCGCCCUCGAAGCCGUUGACAGCGUCAAAAACGUCAUCAAGCCCAACAGGAAGCUGGUGUUUGAUGAGCUGCUGGCCAAGGUGAAGGAGCGCGCGGCCAAGGAGGAGAAGCGCCGCAAACGCGCACGCGAUGAUUUCAUCGAUCUGCUGCGUGAUUCGCGCGCCAUGACGGUCGACUCCUCUUGGGAAGAUAUCCGGCCCUCCCUGGAAAGCGCCCCCGAGUACAAAGCGAUUUCCAAGGAAGAAAGGGAGCAGGCCUUCAAUGAGUACAGAGCAUACCUGAAGGAGAAGGCGGAGAGAAGGAAGGCAGCAGAGGAUGGCGAGGAGGGGAACGCUGAUAAGCACAAGAAGAAGCGCCAUAAGGAGAAGAAGGACAAGCGCGACCGUGACGGGGGAGAUGAAGAUGACAAACGGCACAAGCGGUCAAAGAGGGACGAGGAUGCAGAGGGGGGCUCCGAGGAGAAGAAGAGCAAGCGGCACAAGCGAGACAAGGAGAAGCGCCACCGCAGCAGCCGCAAGAGCGAAGGAGAAGCGGCGGCCGACGCCGGGGACGGCGCCACGCCCGACAAGGAGGACGGCGAGCCGGCCGCAGCCGCCACCCCGGCGGCCGACGGCGUUGCGGCCGCGCCGGCAACGGAGGAGCCAACCGAGGACGGCGAGUUGUGA
Coccomyxa subellipsoidea C-169 is the source of this 2151-nucleotide messenger RNA. RefSeq lists its product as hypothetical. Lineage: Eukaryota; Viridiplantae; Chlorophyta; Trebouxiophyceae; Coccomyxaceae. The transcript has 13 exons. Gene Ontology annotation, cellular component: U1 snRNP; U2-type prespliceosome. The coding region runs from base 1 to 2151 and encodes 716 amino acids. Gene Ontology annotation, biological process: mRNA cis splicing, via spliceosome. The record is from RefSeq and is a predicted model, not a curated record. Gene Ontology annotation, molecular function: protein binding; RNA binding.